This is a messenger RNA of Chlorella variabilis, 1476 nucleotides long. RefSeq lists its product as hypothetical. The transcript is spliced from 5 exons. The record is from RefSeq and is a predicted model, not a curated record. Bases 1 to 1476 code for a protein of 491 amino acids. NCBI's taxonomy places the organism in Eukaryota, Viridiplantae, Chlorophyta, Trebouxiophyceae, Chlorellales, Chlorellaceae.
AUGGAGGUGGCGCCGUCAGAGGCAGCGCAGCUGGCACUGCCAGAGGCGCCGCUGCCUGCGCAGCCGCCUUCUCGCCCCGGCAGCGCUGCCUAUGCAGAGAAGCUGGCCUCCAAUCUUCACCGCCAUGUGAAGCGGGUGCAGCAGCUGCAGGCUGCGGCGGCGGCGCGCGCCGCCAAGCAGCGAGAGCUGGAGCAGCGGCAGGCAGCGGCGGCGGCGCGUGCCGCCAAGCAGCGGGCGUUGGAGGAGCAGCAGGCGGCUGCCAACAACAAGAAGAAGUACAGGACAGAGAUGCGGCGCCAGGAGAAGCUGGCCGCAGCGCAGGCGCGGGAUGAGCAGGCGCGGCGCCAGGCUGCUGCACGGCUGGAGCAGGGUGCCGCGCGCGGCGCGGCGGUGGCGGCGGAGCGGCAGGAGGUGGCUGUGCUGGCGCGGGUCAAGCAUGAGCGGCGGGAGGCGGCUCGGCGGCUGGCGCAGUCCCGUGCGGAGCAGGAGGCGGCGGAGCGUGCCGCUUUCUACCUGCAGCGCCAGCAGCAGAAGGAGGCGGAGCUGCGGCAGCGGAAUGAGGAGCUGGCGGAGCUGCGGGCGCUGAAGCAGCGGGAGCGCCGACUGGCCGCCCUGCACGCCAAGCACCGCAUGGAGCUGGCGGCGCAGCGGCAGGAGGCGGCCAGGGACGAGCUGAGCCGCAGGCUGGAUGCCAAGCAGCGGCGGGUGUCGGCAAUGGAGGGGGAGCGGGCGGCCAUGAUGCGGGCGCUGGAGGACAUGCGGCGCGACAUACGGCAGCAGGAGGAUGCGCUCAAGGAGGCGCUGCGGCACAUGGAGCGGGGUGGGUGUGCGCCGGUGCAGGAGCUGGACGGCCUGCAGCGCCAGCUGGGCGAGCUGCUGCAGAGCCCGGCCACACGGCCUCCCAGCAGCCGCGGCAGCACCCGGCAGGGCGCCCGCCCGUCGUCAAGAGGGCGCACGGCUGGUGUGGGCACAGGCGGGGCAGCCCCGCAGCGGGGCAGCAGGGAUGCCGUGGCUGAGCAGGUGGCAGAGGCAUCGGCAAGGGGCUGCUCAACACUCAGCAGCAGCGCGGCAGUCGACAGCAUUGGCUCGCCGCGCAUUCCUGCGGUGCAUGCGGUGCAGCCACCCGCAGAGGCUGGCGGCGACAGGCAUGACGAGGCGGGCAGCGGCUCAGACAGCCAGCAGCUCAGCAGCCGCGCCUCUGUUGCACACCCUGCAGAUGCCCAGGCGCGCUGCACGGUUGAUGGGGUUGAGGAGCAGGGGCGACCGGCGCAGCAGGCCCCGCCGCUGGCGCCGCCCGUGGCACGGGAGAAGCUGCAGCAGAUCCUGCAGGCCGAGCUGGCGCGCGAGGCGGAGCGUGCGGUGGUGCUGCGGGGGGUGGCUGAUGAAGCGGACCGCCGCCGCCUGGUGCACUUCUUCGAAAUGGAGCGGGCGAACGCCAUGAGCCUGAUGCAGCGCCUCCAGCAGCAGAUGCAGUAG